AUGGAUCAGGAUAAGAAGAUUCCAUUCCUAAUAUCACAUAAAAAGGUGGUGUUACAUCCGAUUGUAAUGCUCUCGGUUGUAGACCAUUACAACAGGUGUGCCGACGGUACUGCACGCCGAGUGGUAGGGACUAUACUAGGCGAGCACAUAGAUGGAGACAUACACAUCACAAAUUCAUUCGCCGUGCCCUUCGAAGAGGAUCCUAACAACCCUCUAGUAUGGUUCUUUGACCACAACUAUCAUGAAAGGAUGUUCACGAUGUUCAAAAAGAUCAAUACGAAGGAAAAGGUACUAGGGUGGUAUAGUACCGGCCCUAAGUGCAAACCUGCGGAUUUGGAAAUACACGAACUCUAUCGCAAAUAUUGUCCGAAUCCGAUAUACAUUAUUGUGGAUAUCACCCAGAAAGAAGAACUUCCCAUGGAGGCAUACAUAUCGGUAGAAGAGCCAACAAGCGACAGGAGGUUCAGAAGAACCUUCGCUCAUGUCCCUUCAGAAAUGGGCGCUUUUGAAGCUGAGGAGGUUGGACUUGAACACCUAUUGCGUGACCUCACCAACGUUACCACGUCAACACUCUCAAGAAAGGUCAGUGGGAGUGUCAAUAUUUUAUACCGUGUCCAGGUGGAGAACAAGAUACUGGCACUUAAAUCAUUAGUUGUGAAAUUGGCAGAGAUUACUGAAUAUCUAAGGGGGGUUAUCAAUGGCGUGUAUAGCGUUAACCCGGCUAUCAUCUAUAUGCUACAGGAUAUACUUAAUUUGUUCCCUUCUGUGGAAGGCGAGGAUAUCACCGAGGCGUUCACUAUCAACAUGAAUGACACCUCACUUGCAAUCUACCUCGGCAGUAUAAUCAGGGCUAUGCUUGCCCUGCAUAACCUCAUCGACAACAUGACCGAAAACAAGCGUAUAGCCGGCGAAAAGGCGGAAGCUACAUCAUAG
Molecule: messenger RNA, 933 nt
Organism: Babesia sp. Xinjiang
Lineage: Eukaryota; Apicomplexa; Aconoidasida; Piroplasmida; Babesiidae
Product: 26S proteasome non-ATPase regulatory subunit 7 -like protein A
Exons: 5
Coding region: 1-933 (310 amino acids)
Biological process (GO): proteasome-mediated ubiquitin-dependent protein catabolic process
Cellular component (GO): proteasome regulatory particle; proteasome complex
Molecular function (GO): protein binding; metallopeptidase activity
Source: RefSeq, a predicted model, not a curated record